This is a messenger RNA of Pochonia chlamydosporia 170, 276 nucleotides long. RefSeq lists its product as hypothetical. Bases 1 to 276 code for a protein of 91 amino acids. The transcript has 2 exons. The record is from RefSeq and is a predicted model, not a curated record. Lineage: Eukaryota; Fungi; Ascomycota; Sordariomycetes; Hypocreales; Clavicipitaceae.
AUGAAGUUCACUGCUCUCGUCUUCACUGUCAUGGCCGCCGUUGCCGUCAAUGCCUCUGCCGUCCCUGAGUUAGAGACCCGAGACACCUGCGGCUCUGGUUAUGGCGCCGACCAGCGACGCACCAACAGCCCUUGCAAGUCUGGAAACGGAGACAGACACUUCUGUGGCUGCGAUAGGACUGGUGUAGUCCAGUGCAAGGGCGGCCGCUGGACAGAGAUUCAGGACUGUGGACGGGCAUCGUGCCAUGGUGGCACCCAGGGCGGAGCCAAGUGCUAA